Messenger RNA from Pararge aegeria (speckled wood butterfly), 2213 nucleotides. It is a transcript of the gene TBCC, whose product is annotated as tubulin-specific chaperone C. The record is from RefSeq and is a predicted model, not a curated record. Bases 1 to 1170 code for a protein of 389 amino acids. NCBI's taxonomy places the organism in Eukaryota, Metazoa, Arthropoda, Insecta, Lepidoptera, Nymphalidae. Gene Ontology annotation, cellular component: cytoplasm. Gene Ontology annotation, molecular function: tubulin binding. Gene Ontology annotation, biological process: tubulin complex assembly; post-chaperonin tubulin folding pathway. The transcript has 3 exons.
AUGAACAUUGCAGCUAGAUCCAUCUUCUGGGUUGUCACCUUUGGGACAAUUGGCUAUGGCCUCUUCACAUUUGUCAAACCUGAUGAUGAACUUCUUAAACAGUUGGAUCAAGGAUCUAAAUUUACCGAUGCUAGAAGAGUAAGUCGUGAUACCGUAAACGUUUUGAAAGAAGCUGCCAACCCGAAUUCCGAUAUUAAAAGACUGAGCAGGCGAGACGCUCAGCGCUUAGAGAAACUGCAAAAAGCGCACAAGGCGAGAGAAGAGGUUGACGCUACCAAUGAAAAUGAAGAUUAUUUCUCAGGCGCCUUUAAAAUAAGAUCAGAGUCGGUUGAACAACUACUAUCGCAAAUACCUACAUUAGAAACUCAUAUCCUGCCGCAGCAUUUUGACAACAUUAAGCAUGAAGUCAACGAAUUACAAAAGUUUGUUGUCACAUCCUCCUUCUUCCUUAAGGAGUUCAACAUGCGCAAAUAUUUAGGCAUAGUUGCCAACUUGCAAACGAAAUGCUACGAAUUAGAAGAUAGAUAUGUCCCUCGUAAAAAAUUUGGUUUCACAAGAAAGAAGCUUCCCAAAAGCCAUAGUCAAAAGCAACCUUCGAUAGAUGAAAAUGACAGUGCAGGCAAAACCGACAGUAACAAAUGGGACGAUAAACUCUUCGGUUUUGACUCUCAAGAAGACAAAGUUUUAUCAUUAGAGAACGACGAGUUAUUUCAACGUGACGUCUCAUUGAGGAAUUUGAAAAACUGUACAAUUGGUUUAAAAGGUGUAAUGGGGACAUUGCAUUUAACUAACUUAGAUAACUGUAUUGUGCUUUCCGGGCCAGUCACAUCGUCAGUCUUUAUGGAAAAGUGCACGAAUUGUAAGAUUGUGACAGCAUGCCAGCAAUUAAGAAUGCACAGUUCGAUUAAAUGCGAUAUUUAUUUGCACGUAACGAGUAAAGGCAUCGUCGAAGAUUGUUCAAAUAUCCGCACUGCUCCGUACAACUUGCACUACGAAGAUUUAGAUAAGCACUUCAAUAUGUCCUCAUUAAACAGAAAUUCUAAUAACUGGGAUUGCUUGGACGAUUUUAAUUGGCUAGCGCCGGAUGUUCCCUCGCCUAAUUGGUCAAUUCUGGAUGUUACACAGCGUGUAUGCAAUUGGAAUGAUUGGUGGUCUAAAACACCAUUAUAAUAUUAGUAUAUCAGUAGAUUUUUCAAAACCUUUAGAUUUGAAAUCUUCCUUACCGGAUAAGAAUACAUACUUACAACAGUGCCUAAUUUUAAUUUUAUUAAAACGGAAUGAUUCAUUUCAUACAAAUCUGUGAUUUUUCAUCACAGAUUUGUAUGAAAAAACAAAGAGACUCGCAAGGUCUGUGAUUACCAGUUAAAUUAAUCAUAAAAGAGUGAAAAACGUUUAAAGAAGAAGUUCAGAGUACCAGUUCAUGCUGGAAAUUAAUAAAAAAAAUUGUAUUUGCAUUUAAAAAUACUUUAUUGAUAAAUGGUAUAACUGACGGAAUAUUUGAUAGGUAUGCCGCGAUUUAUUUUGGGGCAUAUUUCUUAAUCAUAAUGUUAAGGACACAAAAAUACGCUAACACCAUUUAAAUUAAACGCAACUUGAUUUUGUCUGCUUAUUUGUUAAGAACUUAUCAAAAAAAACUAAGUUUUAGUAGUUUAUGAACUAGUACUCUCUGAAUUUAAGUUAUCGCACAUCUAACAGUAAUAAUAACAGUAUAAAUAUACGAAAUAUUAGUACUAUUAUUAUACUGUUACUUUCCAAUGACAAUCCACGAUUACUUAUGUCACCCGUAGUUUUUAUUUACGGUCUUGAGCUUGCCUGUGGUUCCUAAUUUCAGUUAAACCUCUGCACUAUUCCAAACGUCGACAUCUGAGUUUUUGAAUUUGAAUCAAAAACCGUAUCAAAAAUAGUUAAUCAAAAGAACAUGAAACUUCAACCUUUGAAGGAUGAAAUAAAAAUUAUGAAAUGUUGCUCUUAAGAUGUGCGAAUUCUUACUUCAUUGUGACUUCUGGCAAAAUAUUUUUUUCCUUAUAAGCCGAAGGAGAUUUUUGUAAUUUGUAAUCAACUUUCAUAGUUUAUUGGUCGGAUAUUAGGUACUACCAAUAACCAAUAAUUUAGAAUAAAUUGCGUAUAAAUACAGACAUAUAACUGCAUAGUUAACAAAAUAUAGAAGCUUUUAUUAAAUUUAAUUUUAUGAAACAAUAAAGAGUUUGUAUAUU